Brugia malayi is the source of this 414-nucleotide messenger RNA. RefSeq lists its product as uncharacterized. The transcript has 3 exons. The record is from RefSeq and is a predicted model, not a curated record. NCBI's taxonomy places the organism in Eukaryota, Metazoa, Nematoda, Chromadorea, Rhabditida, Onchocercidae. The coding region runs from base 1 to 414 and encodes 137 amino acids. Gene Ontology annotation, cellular component: cell surface.
AUGCUAUAUGCUAUAAUUUUCCUGUUAUCAUUUGCCGGAUUACCAUCAUUCCUGAAUGCAAUCUGUACUACCAGUCAUGUUACGGUAACAGGACAGUUAGGUUGUGGUGAACGAGCAUUAAAAAAUGUAAUUGUUGAGUUACGUGAACAUGAUACACUUGACCCAGAUGAUUCAUUGAAUAAAACUAAAAGUGAUAACAAAGGAUAUUUUACGGUUUAUGGUGAGGAAUGUGAAGUUGGUAGUAUUGAGCCAUAUUUGAGAAUUAUUCACAACUGCGAAGAUGGAAUACUUUCUGAGAAUUGUAUCAUUACGGACGAUUUUCCAAUUCCAAAUGAUCAAAUUGGUAAAAUUUAUAAAAUGGGAAUUGUUAGUUUAAAUAUUGCACGAAUGAAUCACAAGAAAAAUUGUCAUUGA